Molecule: messenger RNA, 642 nt
Organism: Trichoplax adhaerens
Lineage: Eukaryota; Metazoa; Placozoa; Uniplacotomia; Trichoplacea; Trichoplacidae
Product: SNAP25.3
Exons: 9
Coding region: 1-642 (213 amino acids)
Biological process (GO): synaptic vesicle priming; exocytosis; synaptic vesicle fusion to presynaptic active zone membrane
Cellular component (GO): SNARE complex; plasma membrane
Molecular function (GO): SNAP receptor activity; syntaxin binding
Source: RefSeq, a predicted model, not a curated record
AUGGAUAUGGCAUCGGAUGAAGAAAUCAGACGAGAACUAGAAAAAAUGGAAGCAAAAGGCAGUCAUAUUCUUAAUCAAUCAUUGGAAAUAACAAGAAAUUUAGUUACUUUAACUCAGCAGACAGAAGCAAUUGGAUCACAAACUCUCGUUGUUUUAAAUGAACAAGGAGGAAAAUUAACUCGAAUAGAAGGGGGCAUGGAAAAUAUUAACAACAACAUGUCUGAAGCUGAAAAAAGUCUAGCUGAUGUCGAAAAAUGUUGCGGUAUAUGUCCCUUACCCUGGAGAAGGACAGGAACUAAUAACUUAAAAAAAUAUCGAUAUAGCACAAAAGAAAUUUGUGAUAAAAUUAGCAAGAAUCUUCCAGUUACUAAACAACCAGCAAAUACGAGUGCGAUCAGUAAAUCCCAAGAUAGCGAUUAUAAUCAAAAUAUUUCCAACGACUUCAGAGAAAUUAAGAUAAAUGAAGAUUUACUCCGAGUUGAAGGCCACCUUGAUAAAUUGUGUAUACAAGCUCGUACUAUGACUGAUCAACUAGAUACACAAAAUGAACAAAUUGAUCGAAUUAUUGACCAGGCUGCACAGAACAGUGAUCGCAUCGGAAAUGCAACCAAAAAGACUAUUAAAAUUUUACAUAAAUCUUGA